Messenger RNA from Arabis nemorensis, 447 nucleotides. NCBI's taxonomy places the organism in Eukaryota, Viridiplantae, Streptophyta, Magnoliopsida, Brassicales, Brassicaceae. The record is from the annotation of a GenBank genome assembly.
AUGAUAUUCAGAGGAAUAGAUAUAGAACCUUUGGAGACAGUCAAAAGAGCCCAAGAAGAUGCAGAAGAAUGGUAUGAAAAAAUGGAGGCAAAAGAAAAAGGAACCACAAGCAUGCCUGGUCCGAAUGUGAGAAGGAAACCACCCAAGCAACAGUGGCUGAAAUGCAACAGUGAUUGCACCUGGUCUGAACAGAGGAAUACAUGUGGCACAGGGUGGAUCUUGAGAGACCAGAGAGGGGAAGUCCUGUGGAUGGGAGCCAAAACAUUGUCGCGUCUUAGUUCAGUGAUUGAAGCAGAAGCGGAGGCAAUAAGAUGGGCCAUUAUCAGCCUCAAAAGGUUAGGAUAUACGCAGAUUGAGUUCGAAACUGAUUCUAAGGAACUGGCAGGAAUCUGCAGUAAGGAGAAGGAAUGGCCUAAGCUCGGUCCCUUAAUGGAAGAUAUCAGAUAG